Messenger RNA from Ipomoea triloba (trilobed morning glory), 1455 nucleotides. RefSeq names its product protein FAR1-RELATED SEQUENCE 5-like. NCBI's taxonomy places the organism in Eukaryota, Viridiplantae, Streptophyta, Magnoliopsida, Solanales, Convolvulaceae. The coding region runs from base 1 to 1455 and encodes 484 amino acids. The transcript is spliced from 2 exons. Gene Ontology annotation, biological process: regulation of DNA-templated transcription. The record is from RefSeq and is a predicted model, not a curated record.
AUGACAACAUGUGACUCCUCUCUUAAGCCAGUUGUAGGACAGAGAUUUGAAAGUUUAGAAAAUGGAAUUAAAUUUUAUAUAAAGUAUGCUUCAGCAGCUGGUUUUGAUGUACGCCGCAGUACAGAAAUAAAGAACAAAUAUGGUGUUACCAUUAAAAAGUAUUUGGUUUGUUCCCGGGAAGGAUAUAAGGAGGCUAAAGAUACAGAUCUAAUGGAAAGUGGAGCACCAACACACCCCAAACGUCGACGUACUUCUAACAGAGUGGGAUGCAUUGCUAAGAUAAUUUUCAGACUAAAUGUGGAGGUGUACGAAGUGGUGUCAUUCGAAGAAAGGCACACACACGAUUUAUGCGGGGACAAUUACAAACCGUUCAUGAAAGUGAAUCGGAAACUAGACAUUGGGCAUCAGCACUUCAUUGCAAACUGUGCUAAAGCUAACAUUGGGCCUAGUAAGACUUUCAACCUAUAUGCAGAAAUGGUGGGAGGAACCUACAAAGUGGGUGCUACGCAACAAGAUUUCAAAAACUACAAGAGAGAAAUUUUGGCAUACAUGAAGGGUGGGGAUGCGCAGAUGGUUCUAACCAACUACCUUGAAAAGAAGUCAGACUGCGAUGAUUUCUACUUUGAAUAUGAGGUGAAUGAAAAGGAUCAAUUGAGCCGUGUGUUUUGGGCCGAUGGUGUUGCAAGAAAACAGUUUAGCUUAUUCGGAGAAGCCAUGGCGUUUGACGCGACAUACCAAACGAACAAGUACAAGCUAGUGUUUGUUCCAUUUACCGGCGUAGACCACCAUAAGAGAUGUGUUACAUUCGCUGCGGGAUUGAUUGCUAGCGAAGAUGAGGAGUCUUACCGUUGGCUUUUAAUCAACUUCAAAAAAGCAAUGGGGAGAACCCCACCAAUAACAAUCACCGAUCAAGACCCAGCCAUGAAAGUUGCCAUUGCUAUGGAGUUUCCCGAGACCCGUCAUCGUUUCUGCAUGUGGCAUAUAAUGACUAAAGUUGGGGACAAAGUAGGAGCCGAAAUGGCAAAGAAUACUGAAUUUCGCCGCGCGCUAAACAGUGUUGUGUGGAAUGAAAAUUGUAUGCCUGAAGAUUUUGAGAAUGGUUGGAAUGGUGUUGUGCAUAAAUAUGGGCUACAAGAUAAUGGAUGGUUGAAGCUUAUGUAUGAGCAACGUGAAUCAUGGAUACCUGCGUAUUUCCAAGUUAUGUUUAUGGGAGGGCUGUUGCGAACAACUUCUCGUUCGGAAUCCGAGAACAGUGUUUUCCGAAGUAAUACUAGUAAACAUAUGUGUCUUGUGGAAUUUUUCUAUCAGUUUGAGCGCACAAUCAAUAGGCAACGAAGUAAACAAGCUGAAUUAGAUGCCGCUUGCAAUGGCCACCUUCCUACCCUAAAGACACCGUUGAGUGUUGAGCGUGAGGCAGCGUCAAUAUACACAUUGGCAAUUUUUUACCAGUUGUAG